AUGGCGAAUAAACCAAAACCUGUUCUAGUACUUCUAGGUGAAGCCUCUACUGGUAAAUCUAAUUUAGUACUCAGAUAUGUUAAUGAUGAAUUUAUGGAAGAUAAAGAACCGACUAUUGGUGCUGCUUUCUUUACAAAAAAGUGUCGUCUUGAAGAUAAAUUAAUUAAAUUCGCAAUCUGGGAUACUGCUGGUCAAGAAAGAUUCGAUCCCCUAGCUCCAAUGUAUUAUCGAAAUGCUCAGGCAGCUAUAGUUGUCUAUGAUGUAACGAAGGCUGCCUCACUUGACAAAGCUAAAUUUUGGGUAAAAGAAUUGCAACACAAGGCAAAUCCAAAAAUUGUUAUUGCUCUUGUAGGUAAUAAAAUAGAUCAAGUUCAAGAAGAAUCCGGUAAGAGUGUGAGACAAGUACCCACUGAAGAGGCUAGAGCCUACGCCCUUAAAGAUGGCUUGCUAUUUUUUGAAACUAGUGCAAAAAAAGGAGAUGGUGUGCGGGAAGUUUUCGUAGAAAUUG
Scutellospora calospora is the source of this 508-nucleotide messenger RNA. NCBI's taxonomy places the organism in Eukaryota, Fungi, Glomeromycota, Glomeromycetes, Diversisporales, Gigasporaceae. The record is from the annotation of a GenBank genome assembly.